AUGCCCUUGCUAACUCACAUGGAUAUAGAUCCAUUGGCUCUCUCAGAGGUGGUUGCUUUUGGAGUUGAGCCUUAUGAGCAUUUGGAACGCAUGGAGAAUGAGUAUGAAGCCUUGGCUACUAUAAAGUGUAAGGCAUCUUAUUGCUUUCCAAUAGUGUACCCACCUGCAGUUGAUUGGUGUACAAUGUUGGGAAGGAGGCAACAGUUGUAUUGCAGCUUAAAAGUGAUUGUUCUCUUGGUUACCUCCAUAUCGUAUUACCAAACUAAAGGAAAUAGACAUCAAAUAUUAGCUGCUCACCAAAGAAGAAGGUUUAGAAGGUUCAUCAAGUUGUUGAAGAAAGAGGAUAGUGUUGUGAGCACCUACCGUGAUCAUGUUCAUGCUCUAAGCAAGGGGGUGCCUGCUCGUGCUGUGAUGAGCGAGUUGUUUGGGAAGAAAACAGGGUGUUACCGUGGUCAGGGUGGAUCCAUGCACAUGUUCUCUGCUGAACACAAUGUUCUUGGAGGGUUUGCCUUUAUAGGAGAAGGCAUCCCUGUUGCCACAGGUGCAGCAUUCAGUAGCAAGUACAGGAGAGAAGUGUUGAAUGAAGCAGAUUGUGAUCAUGUGACAUUGGCAUUCUUUGGAGAUGGGACCUGUAAUGAUGGGCAGUUCUUUGAGUGUUUGAACAUGGAAACUCUAUGGAAAUUGCCUAUCCUAUUUGUGGUGGAGAACAUUCUGUGGGCAAUUGGGAUGUCCCAUCUGCGUUCAACUUCAGAUCCAGAAAUCUAG
This is a messenger RNA of Lactuca saligna, 765 nucleotides long. The record is from the annotation of a GenBank genome assembly. NCBI's taxonomy places the organism in Eukaryota, Viridiplantae, Streptophyta, Magnoliopsida, Asterales, Asteraceae.